Messenger RNA from Paramecium primaurelia, 762 nucleotides. Lineage: Eukaryota; Ciliophora; Oligohymenophorea; Peniculida; Parameciidae. The record is from the annotation of a GenBank genome assembly.
AUGAUUAUUUUUGUUAGAAAUGGAGAAAGAGAUCAUAAAAAUGAUGGAUUAAGUAAAAUAGGAUUGAAUUAAGCAUUAAAAAGGGCAAAAGAAAUUAAAACUUAAAUUUAAGAUUAUUGUAAUGAAAAUCAAUUAGAAUUAUCUGAUAUCAUUCUUACUAUUUGUUCAUCUCCUUUUAAGAAAUGUUUAGAAACAGCAGAUAUUAUAAAAAAGAAUAUAGAAUCAAAGGAAUUAAAGUUUAAGAAAAAAAAUGAUAAAAUAUUUACAUAAUACGAAUUAGGAGAUUAUUAGCAUCCAAAUAUAUGUUCAAGUGAAGAAAUCAAUUUAGAUUAUACAGGCACUUAUUUAAAGGCUGUAACAAAAGAAACUUUGAUUGAUCCUAAGUUAUUACCUAAAAAUAAUUAUAAAAAAGAGACAAGUGAAUAAUUAGAAGAUAGAAUAGGAUAAACCAUAUAUUAGCUAACAAAUAAAAUAUAAAAUAGCAAAGAUGAAACUAAAUAAAUAUAUAUCAUUAUUACUCAUAAAAUUGUACUUGAAAUAUUAGUUGAUAUUUUUGAAGGGAGUAGAGAAAUUUCUGAAUCAGGAUUAAUUAGUAUUAGAUUAAAACCUGAUUCAACUUUUGCAAUAAGUUUUGUUGGAAAAGUAUUUAAAAUAAAGGAGAAGAAAUAAAUAGAUAACUAAUUUGAAGAUUUUUAAUAAAAUUUGUCAGAGGAUGAAGAUUAAGAAGAAUAAUAAGAUGAAGAGAAUGAAGAUAGUAUUUGA